CACAACUUUCUUUUCCGUCUCUGGAACUUUUCUUGAUUUUCUUCUUCUCUUCACACCUUUCACUCUGGUCGCAACAACUCAUACACCACCACUCCAGGACCAAAUAAUAAUCAUGCCUCCCAAAUCCGGAAAGAAGGCCGCACCGGCCCCCUUCGCCUCGAAGGCGGGAUCCAAGAAGGCACCUAAGAACCCUCUUAUCGAGAAGCGACCCCGCAACUAUGGUAUCGGCCAGGACAUCCAGCCGAGACGCAACCUCUCCCGCAUGGUGAAGUGGCCCGAGUAUGUCCGUCUUCAGCGACAGCGCAAGAUCAUCAACAUGCGCCUGAAGGUCCCGCCAGCGAUCUCCCAGUUCCAGCACGUCCUCGACCGAAACACCGCUGCCCAGGCCUUCAAGCUCCUCAACAAGUACCGACCUGAAUCCAAGGCCGAGAAGAAGGAGCGCCUCGUCAAGGAGGCCACUGCCAUCAAGGAGGGCAAGAAGAAGGAGGAUGUUAGCAAGAAGCCCUACGCUGUUAAGUAUGGUCUCAACCACGUCGUUGGCCUGAUCGAGAACAAGAAGGCGUCGCUCGUCCUCAUUCCCAACGAUGUUGACCCCAUUGAGUUGGUUAUCUUCCUACCCGCUCUCUGCCGAAAGAUGGGUGUCCCCUACGCCAUCAUCAAGGGCAAGGCCCGUCUUGGAACCGUCGUUCACAAGAAGACUGCUGCCGUCCUGGCCAUCACUGAGGUCCGAUCGGAGGACAAGAACGAGCUCUCCAAGCUUGUUAGCGCCAUCAAGGAUGGUUACCUAGCCAACUCUGAGAACGCCCGACGAGUAUGGGGUGGUGGUAUCAUGGGUGCCAAGGCCAACAACCGCAUCGAGAAGAAGAAGAAGGCGCUUGAGCAGGCCAUCAAGGUCUAAGCUUAAGUAAGGAUGGUUAUGGGUCAUGAUUUUCUAGAAUUCGCGAAUUCGCACCGUUACGGCGUUGGAGGAGGUAAAAUGGAAUACCAACCACAUGGAUUUGCAUGAAACCUAGUCCGUCCCCAGGGUUCCAACCCCGACCAAUGUGACAAUGAAUUAAUUGAUCCAACCCUUGGAAUUCAGUGAAGUCUUAUCAGUAUCCUCGUCGUAUUGCUAAAUUAUAGGAGCCAAGCCCUGAU
Hypoxylon fragiforme is the source of this 1137-nucleotide messenger RNA. RefSeq names its product 60S ribosomal protein L8-B. Gene Ontology annotation, cellular component: ribonucleoprotein complex. NCBI's taxonomy places the organism in Eukaryota, Fungi, Ascomycota, Sordariomycetes, Xylariales, Hypoxylaceae. Gene Ontology annotation, biological process: ribosome biogenesis. The record is from RefSeq and is a predicted model, not a curated record. The coding region runs from base 113 to 898 and encodes 261 amino acids. The transcript is spliced from 4 exons.